Euleptes europaea (tarantolino) is the source of this 2787-nucleotide messenger RNA. It is a transcript of the gene ADAMTS8, whose product is annotated as ADAM metallopeptidase with thrombospondin type 1 motif 8. Gene Ontology annotation, biological process: extracellular matrix organization; proteolysis. Gene Ontology annotation, molecular function: metalloendopeptidase activity; zinc ion binding. The record is from RefSeq and is a predicted model, not a curated record. The transcript has 9 exons. NCBI's taxonomy places the organism in Eukaryota, Metazoa, Chordata, Lepidosauria, Squamata, Sphaerodactylidae. Bases 1 to 2787 code for a protein of 928 amino acids.
AUGCCCCUUCCUCUUCAUCAGCAGCCCUUGUCCGGCAGGCUGGCACCUGCUGGCACCUCCGUCCCCUGGCUGUGGCUCUUGACGCUCCUUCCCCAUGCCUGGGCACUGCCCGUCCAGAGCAGCGGCUUCCAGGAGGUGGUGCCAAUCUGGACCGCAUCGCCUCCGGAGGGCGAAGGGCACCUCGCCUUCUCCGUGGCUGCCUUCGGGAAGGCGUUUGCGCUGCAGCUGGUGCCCGAUGCCAGCUUCUUGGCGCCUCGCCUGAAGAUCCAGCACGUCGGCAGGGGAGAGCCCGAGGGUGCCCUCGCAGAGGAGGAUGCCGGCACGGUGCGGAGGUGCUUUUACUCCGGGACCGUGAACGGGCAGCCGGACUCCCUGGUGGCCCUCAGCCUGUGCCAGGGCAUCCACGGCUCCUUCUUGGCCGACGGCGACAAAUACCUGAUCCAGCCCCGAGGGAACCGCGGCGGAGACCCCCUGCGGCAAGCCCACCAGCUCCAGAAGCAGGGAUGGGUAAAAGAGGGAGCGCAGGACGUCCCGAAAGGAGAGGCCCAGGGGGGACCCCACACUGCUGGAAGCAGGGCCAAGAGGUUCACCUCUGAGGCUCGCUAUGUGGAGACCCUGCUGGUAGCCGACGCAUCCAUGGUCCGCUUCUAUGGGGACGAGCUCAAGAAUCAUAUACUCACCCUGAUGUCGGUGGCUGCUCAGAUCUACAAGCAUCCCAGCCUUAAGAACUCCAUCAAUUUGGUAGUGGUGAAGGUGUUGGUGGUGGAAGACAAGAAGGCUGGGCCGGAAGUGUCUGACAACGGAGGGCUCAUGCUUCGGAACUUCUGCAACUGGCAACAGCAAUUCAACCCUUUGAGUGACCGUCACCCAGAACAUUACGACACGGCAAUACUUCUGACCAGACAGGACUUUUGUGGACACCAGAGCUGCAGUACCCUUGGAGUGGCUGAGACCGGCACCAUGUGUGAUCGAAACAAAAGCUGUUCUGUGAUUGAAGAUGAGGGACUCCAGGCCGCCUACACCUUAUCCCAUGAACUAGGGCAUGUCCUCAGCAUGCCCCACGAUGACUCGAAGACCUGUGAGAGGCUCUUUGGCCACUUAGGGAAGCAUCACAUGAUGGCGCCACUCUUUAUCCAUUUAAACAAGACUCUGCCUUGGUCCCCUUGCAGUGCCAUGUACAUCACGGAAUUUCUGGACGGAGGGCAUGGUGACUGUCUGCUCGACGAACCCGCCAAACCCAUCGCCUUCCCCACAGACCUUCCUGGCCAAAUGCCCUUGUACAACCUGGAUCAUCAGUGCCAGCAGAUCUUCGGCAAGGAGUUCCAGCACUGCCCGAACACCACUCGCGAGGACAUCUGCUCCCAGCUCUGGUGCACGCUGGAGGCUGGGGAGCGCCUUUGCCAGACCAAAAGUGGCAGCUUGCCCUGGGCAGACGGGACGCCCUGCGGAGCAGGCAAGAUGUGUUUGGACGGGCGCUGCAUGGCACAAGACACAGUGACGCGCCAGCCUGCGGUGGAUGGAAACUGGGGUUCCUGGAGCCCAUGGGGGCCAUGUUCCAGAACAUGUGAUGGAGGAGUGCAUUUCUCCUACAGAGACUGUGAUGACCCCAUGCCUAGAAAUGGAGGGAAAUACUGCGAGGGCCAAAGGAUCAAAUAUCAGUCAUGCCGCACAGAGGAAUGCCCACCUAAUGACAAGAGUUUUCGAGAGGAGCAGUGUGAGAAGUACAACAGCAACCACACGGAGCUGAAUGGGAACGGGCAGGAGUGGGUCCCCAUGUACUCGGGGGUGUCGCCUCGUGAUCGCUGCAAACUGUUCUGCCGGGCUAAACGGGGGAACGAAUUCAAAGUGUUUGAGACAAAAGUGAUAGACGGGACACUCUGCGGACCUGAGACCCUCUCUGUUUGCGUACACGGCCAGUGCAUCAAAGCUGGCUGCGACCACAUCAUCGGGUCGCCCAAGAAGUUAGACAAGUGUGGGGUUUGUGGCGGCGACAGCUCAACUUGCAGGAAAAUAUCUGGCUCACUCAACAAAUCCAAGUUUGGGUAUAAUGACAUAGUCACAAUCCCCGCUGGAGCAACCAAUAUUGAUAUCAAGCAGCGAAGCCACCGUGGGGUGAGACAUGACGGCAACUAUUUGGCUUUGAAGACCCUGGAUGGCAAAUACCUCCUGAAUGGAGACUAUGCCAUUUCAGCCAUGGAGCAAGACAUUUUGGUGAAGGGGGUCAUUCUCAAGUACAGUGGCUCCCUGACCACCGUGGAACGCCUCCAGAGUUUCCGGCAGCUCCCGGAACCCCUCGUCAUACAGCUGUUGACAGUUUCCAGUGAGAUGUUCCCUCCCAAGGUGUUUCCUCCCAAAGUGAAGUACACCUUCUUUAUCCCUAAGGAUGUCCACUAUAGCAAGCAGAAGAACAAGGAGAAGAGCACGUCCAAUGUCAUCAAACCCAUGUUGACCUCGCAGUGGGUUCUGGGCGACUGGUCCGAGUGUUCCAAAUCCUGUGGCUCCGGCUGGCAGAGACGAACAGUGGAAUGCAUGGAUGUGGAAGGGCAGGCUUCGUCAACCUGCGACAAGGCCCUCAAGCCUGAGGAUAUCAAGCCCUGCAGCGAUCUCCCGUGCCCCAUCUGGCAACUGGGUUCUUGGUCCCCCUGUUCCCGAACGUGUGGAGAGGGCAUGCGGACCCGGAGCGCCUUGUGCAUUGACUACGUGGGGAAAAUCACGGCCUCGGAGAAAUGCGGGUCCCCGCGACCGCCAUCGGCAACGACUGUUUGCAUGCUGCAGCAAGCGUGCUGA